UCCCAUAGGCUGAAGUGUAGUUUUGCUUACUCCGUUUAACUUCGUUAAACAUGAUUACCGGUAAUACUCAACCAUUCUGCUUGAUCCCAACCGAUCGUGAUUUGUGAAGAGAACUAUAGAUCAACGAAUCGUUCAAUAUGCAGACCCAAUAUUUUUGUAUAACUCAAAAAUAGAUUUUUUAGUAAAUGGUGGAAUUAGUGAAGUACCGUGGGAAACGUCACUUUGCUGUAACUAAAUAUGAGUAAAUAGCCUUUCCUGGGAAAGACGCAAACGACGAAAGCAUCUUCGUUCCCUAAUCCUGACUGCUGGUCCAGGCGAAGAAGCACCAUCCUGGGCGCCAAAAACCACGCUCUCCUCCAGUCUUGGCGGCACGAAUGCGAGCCUGGAGACAGCGGGAUGGCACCGGGCUGCUUCCUGCCGAUACGUCGAGGGCCGGCCGAUUGCCCCAUGGUCCCUAGGAAAGGGCAGGCAAAAAGAGCGACGGGCCGCGUCGUGCCUGUACAUUGGCCACCACCGCACCAGCCGCAGCAAGCAGGGCCAGGCGCCGCUUGCUGGCCGCCAGCCGGGGGGAGGGGUCCGGCUGAGUGCGGUCGCGGCAAAGCCCUGAGUUUCUUCUGCAGUAAGAGAGCAGCGGCAGCAGGCGCGGCCGGGGGCGGAAGUCCUUUGUUGCUGCUGCAGAGGCGGCGGCGGCCGCGCCGGCAAAACAGCCGAGGCCCUUCUCUGCUGCAGCGGCCCUCCAAGACCUCCCCAGCCCUUUGGCCGCAGACGCCUCAGAUAAAAUAUCACAGCUCUUCCCCAUCCAUGAUUGAAAGGAUGUUGACAGACUGGAAGAAGUGCAGAAGAGGCCUACAAGGAUGAUAGCAAAGUUUAGAGAGCAGAUCAGAUGAGACAGAGCUGCAGGAACAGGGUUGUGAUUCAAGCACAAGAUGGCAAAGACUAGCCACAGCAAUUAUGUCCUUCAACAACUGAACAACCAAAGAGAAUGGGGAUUUCUCUGUGAUUGCUGCAUUGCAAUUGAUGAUAUCUACUUCCAGGCACAUAAAGCUGUCUUGGCUGCUUGCAGUUCUUAUUUUAGGAUGUUUUUCAUGAGCCAGCAACAAAGCACAGCACAGUUGAACCUCAGCAACAUGAAGAUUACAGCUGAGUGCUUUGAUCUCAUUUUACAGUUUAUGUAUUUAGGGAAAAUCAUGACAGCCCCAGCUAACUUUGAGCAAUUUAAAGCAGCCAUGAACUCCCUACAGCUCUACAACAUGCCAGAAUGUCUGGAAGAUAUACAAGAUACAAACUCCUCUGGUUUACAGUGCUCUUCUUCUGCUUCCAGCACUCAAAAUAGCAAAAUGAUUUUUGGUGUUCGAAUGUAUGAAGAUACACUGGCUAAAAACAAGAGUGACGCAAACAAGUGGAGUGCAGAGCCACCAAGUUCUACUGUGAGUACUUCCCAAAGCAGAGAGGUUGAUGAUGAAGCUUUGCAAGUAAACAAUUUCUCUGAUCAACCUUUGGAGAGUUGCAAAAGGACCGGUGCAUCAAAACUCUCAGGUGCCAAAGAUAGAGUGCCCAAUUCACGGCGCUUUGGAAGAAGCUUUACCUGUGAUGGCUGUGGCUUCAGUUUCAGCUGUGAGAGGCUGUUAGAUGAGCAUAUCAUGUCAUGCACUAAUAGGCAUUCUUAUCAAAACCCCAGGUAUUUGGGGUCUGAGAAUGACAGCAGUGAAAGGGACUCUACUUCUAAAAUGUCAGUUUCCCAAUUGGAGAAAUGUCAAGCAAGUGCAAACCAAUCUGCUGAGAGUUCUUCCCCCACAGCAUCAAAUAUAACACGUGGAAAAAGCAGGGGUGCCUCAACAGAGCCAUUAAAUGAAGAGCGAAGCAGAGCCACAGAAAGGAAAAGGAUUAUCGUCAAAAUGGAACCAGAUGAUAACCCUACAGAUGACCUGAAGGAGUUUAAUAUUGUUAAGGUAACAAAUGGCAAUGAUUCCACUGAUAAUGAAGAGCUAGAUGAUGAUGAACAUGUUUAUAGAUACUACAUUGAGGAAGAUGUCAGUGAAAAUAGAAGUGUUAGAAAGGCCCUUUUAAAACCCCACAUGCUUAUCGAUGAGCAAGCUAGGAAAUAUAUUAAAAGUACCAGAGUCCUUGCAAAUAAAGUCAGUGGAAAUAAAGCCAAGGAGGUGACGGAAAAUGCAUCUUGUGAACUGUGUGGUCUGACAAUCACAGAAGAAGAUUUGUCUUCUCAUUACUUAUCCAAACACAUAGAAAAUAUAUGUGCCUGUGGGAAAUGUGGCCAAAUAUUAGUAAAAGGACGGCAGUUACAGGAUCAUGCACAGACUUGUGGAGAGCCACAAGACUUAACCACCAAUGGUUUGAGGAACAUGGAGGAGAAAGUUGAUUUGGAAGAGAGUCCUGAAGAACAGUCUGAAAACCAAGAAAUGAUGUACGUAGACAUGUUAGAUGAGUUUGGAGACAGCCAUUUUCAGAUGAACACACUCCCAAAAAAACAACUGUAUAGGGAUUCAGCAUGCCCUUUCAGAUGUCCUAACUGUGGGUUACGUUUUGAAACAGAGAAUUUGGUAGUUGAACAUAUGUCCAGUUGUUUGGAACAAGAUCUGUUUAAGAACGCAAUUAUGGAAGAGAAUGAAAGGGAUCACCGACGCAAGCAUUUCUGUAAUCUUUGUGGGAAAGGAUUUUAUCAGCGUUGUCAUUUGCGAGAACAUUAUACUGUGCACACCAAGGAAAAACAAUUUGUUUGUCAGACAUGUGGGAAGCAGUUUUUACGAGAGCGUCAGCUGCGCCUUCACAAUGACAUGCACAAAGGCAUGGCCAGGUAUAUCUGCUCCAUUUGUGACCAAGGGAACUUCCGAAAACAUGAUCAUGUCCGGCAUAUGAUAUCCCAUCUGUCACCCGGAGAGACAAUUUGUCAAGUCUGUUUCCAGAUUUUUCCAGAUAAUGAACAACUUGAACAACACAUGGAUGUUCAUCUGUACACAUGUGGGGUUUGUGGAGCCAAAUUUAAUCUGAGAAAAGAUAUGCGAUCUCAUUAUAAUGCUAAGCAUUUGAAACGAACAUGACCACGUAAUACUUGUUUGACAAAACCUAGAACAAAAGCAAAUGGAACACCAAAGCCAAACUAACAGUAGUGCAUUAAAAAAUUGAUCAGCCAUUUUUAAAAUGUCUGUUUUUAUCUUCCUUAUAGGGUCUUAAACU
Molecule: messenger RNA, 3192 nt
Organism: Thamnophis elegans (Western terrestrial garter snake)
Lineage: Eukaryota; Metazoa; Chordata; Lepidosauria; Squamata; Natricidae
Gene: ZBTB1
Product: zinc finger and BTB domain containing 1
Exons: 3
Coding region: 927-3056 (709 amino acids)
Biological process (GO): regulation of immune system process; regulation of cytokine production; negative regulation of transcription by RNA polymerase II
Molecular function (GO): protein binding
Source: RefSeq, a predicted model, not a curated record